UGCAGCCUCCGAGCCGAAGCGCUGUCUCUCCUCUUCACAGACCAGCCAGAGCAGGAAGCCACCUCAAUUUGAAUUUUAUUUUCAGUCAACAUCUGUUACAAUGAAGGGGGCCCUUCUGUUACUGCUUGUCGGCUGUGCUGUUUCAGCACUGGCAUCUCAGGAAGUCAACGAGCGAUCCAAUCCCUCUGCAACUGUGUCCCCUGGUCUGAAGUUUUCCCCCACUCCUGGCCCUGGCCAGACAACCACCACCACUACCGCCAAGACAACCACCACCAGCACCACCAAAUCAACGCCCCCACCACCUCCAAAACCCACCCCGUCCGCCAACGUGACUGCGGGAGAUUACAGCGUGAAAACAAAGGAUGGUGUUACAUGCAUGAUGGCUCACAUGGCCGUGCAGAUCCGUGUGGCUACAAAGGUCAAAGGAAUCUUCACUGUUCAACCAAAUUUGACAAGAGUUGAGGGGACUUGUGAUAAAACCAAAGUCAACUUUACACUUACCUUCAAAGAGGGAGCCAUCACCUUCAUGUUCAACAAGAGUGUUGCUGAAAAUACUGUCUAUGUGAACGCUUUGUCUUUCAGCCUGUCCUACCCCUUCGCUUCCAAAGGUGAUAGCCCUUAUGUUGCCAACAACAAGUCAGUGCACCUCUUUCCUGCCAAGAUCGGACACUCCUAUUCCUGCAAGAAUGAAUCGCUCUACAUGGGGAAUGGACUGUACCUGGAAGUCUCUCAUGACAGGAUGCAGGCCUUCAAUUUUACCAACAACAAGGACUUCGGCCCCUCUGACCUCUGCCCCGCUGACAGACCAGACUACCGCGUGGCUGUGGCCGUGGGAGUGACGCUGCUGGUGCUCAUCGUCAUCGUGGUGGUGGCCUACCUGCUGGGCCGCAGGAGGAGGACCGACGGCUACCAGACUCUGUGAAGGGGCCCGCCUGCUUGACCCAGAGGUCAUUCCCAUAGUGAGCCAGAGCCAGUAAGGCUGUGGUCGCUCUCAGAGGCUAAGGGGCAUUUCCAUGCAACCCCUAAUAAGCCAUUGAAAUGUUUUUUUUUUUUUUCUUUUUACCACUGUCACUGUUUUUAACACCACUUGUUGCUUCAUAUUAGGAUUUGAUUGAUAUGGGUGUAUGAAGGCUGACAUUGUUACCAAUUUUUGAAUGUUGACACCUGACAUUGUUACCAGUUUUUGAAGGCUGACACUGUUACUUUUUUUUUUUUUUUUUUUUUUUUGGAUUUAAACUGACAUUUUGUG
Messenger RNA from Myripristis murdjan (pinecone soldierfish), 1249 nucleotides. It is a transcript of the gene cd68, whose product is annotated as CD68 molecule. NCBI's taxonomy places the organism in Eukaryota, Metazoa, Chordata, Actinopteri, Holocentriformes, Holocentridae. The record is from RefSeq and is a predicted model, not a curated record. Gene Ontology annotation, cellular component: lysosomal membrane; late endosome membrane; plasma membrane. The transcript is spliced from 7 exons. The coding region runs from base 101 to 922 and encodes 273 amino acids. Gene Ontology annotation, biological process: establishment of protein localization to organelle.